UCGCGUCCGUAACGCUGUCGUGAGCGGAUGUGUGUCAUUUUAAGUCGAGGGCAAUGGCCUCCAGUGUUGUAAAAUGUAAAAGUUGUAAUAUAGUGAUAUGUGAGCUGUUAGCAUUUAUACAAAACAAGGUAGAUGUGAUGGACGAAGAAAGCCUGGUGAGAUUGUGUACAUCAUCAUUCUCGGCUGGUGACAUCGAAGCAGCAAAGAACUUAUUAUUUGACUCGAUUACGACAACACAAAGAAAUGUGACAAGAAAACGAAGUGGCAAAUCCCAACGAGAUCUCUACGAUGUCAUAUCUGUUUUCAAACAGACUGAUCCCGAGUUCGUACCCAUAUUUGUAGCAAAAGAUUUGCAAAAACUUCCACCGGUUACUUUUGACCACAUAGAUGCGACGAGAUUAUUAAAGGACAUUUUAAUUCUGCAGAACGAGCUUAGAAACAUUAAGAAUUCAUACGUAACGGAAACACAGUUCAAGGAGCUACAAUGUGAAAUAAAGAAUCUAAAGCAAGCAUCAAUCGUUAAUAAUUUUGAUUUUAACGUUAAUCGAAAAAGAGGAGGUGUUUACUUAUUAGAUAGUGAAUGCUUAGAUAGUGGACACAUGGGACUACCUCCAAUUUCAAAUAAAUCUCCAAAUUCGGCGCCAGCGGCUGAGAGUUUCGAAUUUGAAUCGAGUGCGCCUGCGCGCAUAGUAUCGCCGUCUCCCUCACCAUCUAGGGAGCGAGUGAAACAACAAAACCCGAUCAUUGACGCAACAGACCGAGUGCAGCGAUCGGAUUCACUCGUUGUGACAGCUGGAACAGAACAAGUCGACACUAGGAGAGUGAGCGAGAUGAAAGAUAAACAAAACGAAAUUGGAUUGUCUACUAUGUCAACGCAAUCCGCGUCAAGGUCGUGCGCAGAGGUUGUUAAAGUAAACAAAACUUCGUGCAAUAAAUGUGAUAUGCCUACUCAGGAAGACCAAUGGCUCCUAGUGCAGAAAAAACGAUUAAGAAACCGCUUUAUAGGUGCAAAAGGAAAAGCAACGACAUUACCAGAUGUGAAGUUUAAAGCUGCCGACCUCAAAAUUCCGCUUUUCGUAAACAAAGUUCAUAAGGAGACUAGCGAGGGUGAUAUAAUUGAGUACAUAAAGCAAAAAACAAAUGUGUCUGUUUUAAUUAAAAAGAUAAACAUGAAGGUUGAUAAGCACUAUGACUCGUAUAAAAUAUUUGUACCAGAAAAUAAAUUAGGAUUAUUUUUGGACGAUACGACGUGGCCGGAAGGCAUUCAAUUUCGUAGAUUUGUUUACUUAAAUAGAAGUAAUUAUUAUUCUAAGAGUAAUUAUAAGAAAAGUGAUGAGGUGACACAGAAUGACAAGACCAGGCAUAACCAAGUUGUUUAAUGGAUUCAAGUGGAAAAAAUAAGCUGAAAUUCAUAAGUUUCAACUGUAAAUCUGUGACUCGGUCGGUGGACGGCAUCAGGGAUUUGUGUCAAAACGCGGAUGUAGUGGCACUGCAAGAAACCUGGUUGAUGCCACAUGAUAUUCCGUUCCUGGGCAGUAUUCACGAAGAUUUUGAAUACACGGGAAAGUCUGCAGUGGAUACUAGUGCGGGUAUUGUGCGAGGUAGGCCGUAUGGUGGUGUCGCUAUUCUCUGGCGUAAAAGCUUAUGUUCAUCUGUGUCAGUGAUUCAGUGUAAAAGCGAUCGUCUAGCGGCCAUAAAAUUAGUGUUACCUGAGCAUUCGCUUCUAGUGUUUUCGGUAUAUAUGCCUACGGACUCGGCUGAAAAUCUUAUUGAGUAUACCGAAUGCCUAGGUGAGAUUGCUGCUAUUGUGGAGGAUGGCUGGUGUAUAGUGCAUCCAACCUAAUGGAAGCAUCUUCGACAAGUCUUAUGAUUGGCUGUCCCGAAAGCACCAGUGGUUACGCCUCACUGAUGCGUGGGGUUCGUGCGAGUACCAACAAUAUCCUGAUGGUUAUAGCAAAUAAGCCUGAAUGUGCUGUUUUGAGACACUGGGUUCAUAUACAUGCCCGUGUGCUGGGUGUCUCAAAUCAACGUAGACUAAUGAACUAAAUGUUUUUAAUAAUUUUACUAACAUAGUUAUAAGUCUUAUAAGUUUUACUAUACUAACAACAUAUGGACUAGUUGAUUGGUCUGAAAUAAAUGA
This is a messenger RNA of Pieris rapae (cabbage white), 2140 nucleotides long. RefSeq lists its product as uncharacterized. NCBI's taxonomy places the organism in Eukaryota, Metazoa, Arthropoda, Insecta, Lepidoptera, Pieridae. Bases 54 to 1379 code for a protein of 441 amino acids. The record is from RefSeq and is a predicted model, not a curated record. The transcript has 2 exons.